AUGGUCAAACGAAACAUCACCAUCGCAAUCAUCCUCAUCAUCCUCUUCAUCCUAAUCUCAUUCGGUGUCCUCAUCGCCUACGCCAUGAAGCACGAACUCGGUCCAUUCGGCCAAAAGCGCGUUUCCGACGAAGAGAGCGACGGCGGCGGAUAA
Messenger RNA from Penicillium cataractarum, 153 nucleotides. RefSeq lists its product as uncharacterized. NCBI's taxonomy places the organism in Eukaryota, Fungi, Ascomycota, Eurotiomycetes, Eurotiales, Aspergillaceae. The record is from RefSeq and is a predicted model, not a curated record. The transcript has a single exon. Bases 1 to 153 code for a protein of 50 amino acids.